GAGCGAGAGCAGACGGGUGCACCUCUCUGUGCACAGACUCUGAACUGUGGAUACAUUUUUAUCCUGGAACCAACAAACCAGACUUCUCUCCUCUAGGACUUUGGAUGUUCCAUCUAAACUUCUUACUUCUGCGAUUGUUAUUCCUUUGGAAUACAUUUUUUCUAGCCAUUUGAUCUUUCUGUUCAUGUGCUGUAAGCAGGAUGCUUAGCCCUGCUACUAUGCAGCAGAUCAUUUUCACCCUGUUUGUGCUUGGCAGCGCUGCAGUGAUGGCAGAGAGUGAGUGCCCGGCUGAGUGCUCCUGCCCCCCCUCACCCCAGCCGUGCCCGCCGGGCGUCAGCUGGGUGACCGACCACUGUGGCUGCUGUAAACUCUGUGCGAGGCAGUAUAAUGAGGACUGCAGUGCCACCGAGCCCUGCGAUCAUAUUAAGGGGCUACGCUGCCAUCUGGGGGCCGGAGGAGACCCCGAGAGAGGACUGUGUCGAGCUGAGGCCCAGGGUUUGCCCUGUGAGUUCAGUGGACGGGUGUACCAGCAUGGCGAGGACUUCCAGCCCAACUGCCAGCAUCAGUGCACCUGUAUGGACAGGGUGGUGGGCUGCAUGCCCCUCUGUCCUCGUCAAGUGCCACUGCCCGACUGGCGCUGCUCGCGGCCCCGGCUGGCAAGGCCCGAGGGCGGCUGCUGCGAGGAAUGGGUGUGUGACGACAACAACCACAUCAGGGAGGAGCCAGACGAGCUGUCGCACACCUCCCUGCCAGACAGCCGGGCCCUUCCCAACCACAUCAGUGCCCUGCUGCAGGCCGGGGCCACACUCAGAGAGAUGGUGUCCUUCCCCAUGUCUGAGGUUUUACUCAAAUCCAGCUGUUUCCCACAAACCACUGAGUGGACCGAGUGUUCCACUACGUGCGGGAUGGGCAUUUCAAGUCGAGUGAGUAAUGACAACCCAGACUGUCGGCUGCUCAGAGAAACCCGACUGUGCCAGAUCCGCCAAUGUGAGCUGCAGCUUCCUGUAGCUAGCAAGAAGUGGAAGAAGUGUCAGCGAAUUGUCCGCCCCCAGGAACCAGUCACAAUCACCUUCGCCGGAUGCUCGACUUCACAGCGGUACCGCCCUCGUACCUGUGGGACUUGCACCGACGACCGCUGCUGCACACCCUCCCUCUCACGCACUGUGAUGCUCCGCUUCCACUGCCCUGAUGGAGAGGGCUUCUACAGAAAGGUCAUGUGGAUCCAGCGCUGCAGCUGCAAUACAAGCUGUUGUAUUCACAGCGGGCCCUCCAGCCCCUCGGUCAGCCUCCACAACGACAUCCACACCUUCAGUCACUGAGGCUGACUCUUCAGGCCCACACUGGGCAAAGACUCUGCCCCUCCCCCUGCCUAAGCCCACCACCCCUGUCAGCUGGGUGAGCCCCUGCCUACCCCCCUCCCUACACUCGCUUGCACUUUAAGCGUCCUGCUGCAGUGACAUCAGUCUGUCCACACUAGUGUUACUCCUCUUGUGCAAGGCAGCACUGAGGACAACAGGCAGCGGCAUGCUGUGUUAGUCUGUUGGCAGAAGCUUUUACUGACACUUCUUUUAUUUCAGUGUGAUGUUGUGUCCUCUCCACAGAGAGCCGUGUGACCGUCUGUCACACAGAAAGAAGCUUGUUAAACCAGUCAAAGGGAACAUUUAUGACAAGUGAUGAAAAUGAUGGACAUGCAUUUGAAAUAAUGAGGAAGAACUAGUUGACAUAUUCAUUAGUGACUAUAGGGGCUAUGUGUUCUUUAUUACCUAUCUUUUGUGAUACACCUGUACUGAUUGUGGCAUUGAGUGUGUGUGUGUGUGUGCGUGUGUGUGUGUGUAGUUGAAAGUGUCUGUUUGAAGGAUGAGAAACUUUCACAAGUGAGAGUUUACAGAGAAUGUGCUCAUUAUGCUCCUACAGUAUAUUGAUUAAAGAAUAUAAUGUAUAUGGACUUCACUCUUAGUUGUGGAGUGGCAAGUACUAGGAUCACCUCAUUUUUCGGGGUGUGAUUUUAUAUUUUUUUUGUGUGUGUGUGUCCUUCACAGUGUACAUACAAGGUCUUAUUUUAAGGAGUGAAAUGAUGCUAUGUAUUUAAGACAUGUUACACAUGUUCAUCCAAUAUAUUGUCUGUAAUUUCCUGCACAUCAAAUAAAAAUGUAUCA
Messenger RNA from Anarrhichthys ocellatus (wolf-eel), 2156 nucleotides. It is a transcript of the gene ccn1l2, whose product is annotated as cellular communication network factor 1, like 2. Gene Ontology annotation, biological process: signal transduction; positive regulation of cell migration; positive regulation of cell differentiation. The transcript is spliced from 5 exons. Gene Ontology annotation, molecular function: integrin binding; heparin binding. The coding region runs from base 201 to 1319 and encodes 372 amino acids. The record is from RefSeq and is a predicted model, not a curated record. Gene Ontology annotation, cellular component: extracellular region. NCBI's taxonomy places the organism in Eukaryota, Metazoa, Chordata, Actinopteri, Perciformes, Anarhichadidae.